GAUUUGAUUUUCCCGCAGCCGGGGCGCCCCAGAGCCGAAGCCCGAGCUGAGGAGGUGGCGCUGGCAGCCGCGUUCCAGCCCGGUAGCCGCUGGCGCCGAGACCCAGGGAGAGGCGGCGCAGCCCCGGCGCUCCGGGCUCCGCGCUGCCCGCGCCCCGCCACCCCCGCCGCCAGCGCCCCAUCCGGCGCCUUCCACCCCCCACGCCCCUCUCCCUGUCUCCUGCAUCCCCCUCUACCCCUGCCUACAGACGCGCGUCCCUCUCCCGCUGCCCCUCUCCACGACUCCGUGCUUCCCUCCCGGCGACCUCUCCCCGCGCCCCUCUCCCCGCGCCUCUCUCCCAGUGCCCCUCUCCGCCUUCCCCGCUGUGCCCCCUCUCCCUGGGCUCCUCGCCCUUCCCCGCCGGGCCCCUAGCCUCCUCGCGGCGUCACCCGAGCCCCCUCCUCGAUCCGCGGCCCCCGCUCCCUCCGCCCUCUUCCCUCUCUCACUUCCCACGCCCCCACUUCGCGCUCCUCUCUCCUCCCCUUGCCGCCCAGCCCUGGCUCUGGAGUUGGGGGAGAGCCCAGGGCUCCAGUCGCUCCGGAGGAGGCUUGAAUCGCGCAGGGAUUGACAAAUUUGGGGUGGGGGUGCGGUGGGCGAUGGAGCAGCCUGAGGACAUGGCGUCGCUGAGCGAGUUCGACUCCUUGGCGGGCAGCAUCCCGGCCACCAAGGUGGAGAUCACCGUGUCCUGCAGGAACCUCUUGGACAAAGACAUGUUUUCCAAGUCUGACCCACUGUGCGUCAUGUAUACCCAAGGGAUGGAGAACAAGCAGUGGCGGGAGUUCGGGCGCACAGAAGUCAUCGACAACACGCUCAAUCCCGACUUCGUGCGCAAGUUCAUCGUGGAUUACUUCUUUGAGGAGAAGCAGAACCUCCGUUUUGAUCUAUACGACGUUGACUCUAAGAGUCCUGAUUUAUCCAAACACGAUUUCCUGGGCCAGGCCUUCUGCACGCUUGGAGAGAUUGUAGGGUCCCCUGGGAGCCGCCUGGAGAAGCCUCUCACGAUAGGCGCAUUCAGCCUGAAUUCCAGGACGGGCAAACCCAUGCCAGCCGUGUCCAAUGGUGGAGUCCCAGGGAAGAAAUGUGGCACCAUCAUCCUGUCCGCUGAGGAGCUCAGCAACUGUAGGGAUGUCGCCACCAUGCAGUUCUGUGCCAACAAGCUGGACAAGAAAGACUUCUUUGGGAAAUCUGACCCCUUCUUGGUAUUCUACAGAAGCAACGAGGAUGGAACGUUCACCAUUUGCCACAAGACCGAGGUCAUGAAGAACACCCUAAACCCAGUCUGGCAAACUUUCUCCAUUCCCGUGAGAGCCCUCUGCAACGGCGACUAUGAUCGGACCAUCAAGGUGGAGGUGUACGACUGGGAUCGGGAUGGCAGCCAUGACUUCAUUGGAGAGUUCACCACUAGUUACCGGGAGCUGGCCCGUGGGCAGAGCCAAUUCAACAUCUAUGAGGUGGUAAACCCGAAAAAGAAAAUGAAGAAAAAGAAAUACGUGAAUUCUGGCACAGUCACCCUGCUUUCCUUUGCUGUGGAGUCAGAAUGCACCUUCCUUGACUACAUCAAAGGAGGGACCCAGAUCAACUUCACUGUGGCCAUUGAUUUCACCGCCUCCAAUGGAAACCCCUCGCAGUCCACGUCCCUGCACUACAUGAGCCCCUACCAGCUGAACGCCUACGCGCUGGCGCUCACCGCCGUCGGAGAGAUCAUCCAGCACUAUGACAGCGACAAGAUGUUCCCGGCCCUGGGCUUCGGGGCCAAGCUGCCCCCGGACGGCAGGGUGUCCCACGAGUUCCCGCUGAAUGGCAACCAGGAGAACCCCUCGUGCUGUGGCAUCGACGGCAUCCUGGAGGCCUACCACCGCAGCCUGCGCACCGUGCAGCUCUACGGCCCCACCAACUUCGCCCCCGUGGUCACCCACGUGGCCAGGAACGCAGCGGCCGUGCAGGAUGGCUCCCAGUACUCCGUGCUGCUCAUCAUCACCGACGGGGUCAUCUCGGACAUGGCGCAGACCAAGGAGGCCAUCGUCAACGCUGCCAAGCUCCCCAUGUCCAUCAUUAUCGUCGGCGUGGGCCAGGCAGAGUUCGAUGCCAUGGUGGAGCUCGAUGGCGACGACGUGCGGAUCUCCUCCCGGGGGAAGCUGGCUGAACGCGACAUUGUCCAGUUUGUGCCCUUCCGGGACUACGUGGACCGCACAGGCAACCACGUGCUGAGCAUGGCCCGCCUGGCCCGAGACGUGCUGGCAGAGAUCCCCGACCAGCUGGUGUCCUACAUGAAGGCACAGGGCAUCCGCCCUCGCCCCCCACCCGCCGCACCUACCCACUCGCCCACACAGUCCCCAGCCCGCACACCCCCUGCUUCCCCUCUGCACACGCACAUCUGAACCUGGUCUCAGCAGGCAGGUGGCUGGGGCCUGUGAGAGACCAGGCCAACAGGAGGCCUGGCCCCCAGACUCCCCGCAGUGGGCCUGCCCAGCCUUUGGGACAUCUGUGUGCCUGGGAGACUGCCAGGGGGUGGGGCUUCUGGAGACCCCUCCUCAAUUUCCUGGCCUCACUUACUGCCCAAACCCAAGGAAUUGCUGGGUAUGGGUGACAGAGGGGUCCACAGGGUUCAGGGACCCAGCUCUUCUCUUCUUCCCCAGUAUCUGGCUCAAGCCCAGCCAGGAAGGUAUAAACAAUCAGGGUGAUUGGGGUCCCCGUCACCCACCCCCAGCCAUCCUGUUUGCUUACCUGUCACCCUGAAGCCUGGGCUCGGCCGCCUCCAGCCCCCCAUCUACUUCCCAUCCUCCCAUAGCAUCUCCUCCAAUCCCUGACCCCUGCCCUGUGGUCUGCCUUUGCCCGAUUUCCAGUGAGCCCCAGGAGGCUGAUGACGGGUUUGCAGGAAGGCCUGAGCAUGUGCCCCCUCCCGGGGACACUGGAUGCAUCAGGAGCCCUGGGGACCCAUGGGGUGCUGUAGUCAUGGACCGUAGGCCACGUGAUGGGCCUGAAGUGGAGGCUGCUCAGCACAGAGCCCUUUCUGGUGCCUCUCGAGCUCAGUACGAUGCAGGUUCUAGACACACAGAUCCACAGGCCUCUCCCUGGUGUGGGCCCACAGGCACUUCCAUGGUUGACUCCUGGCUUCAGGAAUCCCUUCCUCCCUGCGGAGGCUUCCCAGGGCCCUCGGUGCCCACACCUCUGCCCACCUGGAGGCCUGGGCAAGGAGUGGCUCACUAUGAGGCUAGUGAGACAGGAAUCCUGUCUCAUGAGGCCAUCCCAUGAGGCUAGGAGACAACAGUCCCGGGUUGGAGCCCUGCCUCCCUCCGCUGCCUAAUGUGGGAACCCCAGCAAGGCCCUUCUACCUUUUGGGCCUCAGUUCCCAUGUCUGUAUAACAAGAGGAUUGACCAGAUGGCCCCAGGUUUUCCUUUAGGUCUGACGUCCUGAGGGUCAUUCAUCCCAUGCCCAUGUCCUCCCAUCCCACUCCUAACAAUGCAACCCUUUACACGAGGCCACCUUGGCUCUUGGGUCACCCUGUUCCAUCCCAUCACCCCAAAUGCACCCUAGUCCUUCAGCCUUGGGCUCUGGCAUCUGAGCCCAAGCUCCUGCCCCUGCUGUGGGAAAGGUGGGGAAGAAGGGACCCUCCCUCCUGGGCCCACCCAGCCGCCCAGCCUUUGCCCACUCAGGCAGCAGGUCAUGCAUGCCAGUCCCCGUUGCCGCAUGGAGCUCCUCAGCCCUCUGCCCUCUCCGCGCGUGGUGGAGACGAGGCCCCCGUCUUCCGCCUGCCUCCGCUUUCCCCUGUCACGCAUGGUGGUGGUGUUCCUAUGGUGUCUGGUUCUGUGCCCGUCUCUGAGACAGUCUCUGUGUGGAAUUUGCCUUAAACUAAAGCAAAUUUGGUUCUUUUAGUAAAGCA
Sapajus apella (tufted capuchin) is the source of this 3920-nucleotide messenger RNA. RefSeq names its product copine 5 (gene CPNE5). The transcript is spliced from 21 exons. Gene Ontology annotation, biological process: cellular response to calcium ion. Gene Ontology annotation, molecular function: calcium-dependent phospholipid binding. Gene Ontology annotation, cellular component: plasma membrane. Lineage: Eukaryota; Metazoa; Chordata; Mammalia; Primates; Cebidae. The coding region runs from base 636 to 2417 and encodes 593 amino acids. The record is from RefSeq and is a predicted model, not a curated record.